This is a messenger RNA of Plasmodium gonderi, 558 nucleotides long. RefSeq lists its product as hypothetical. Lineage: Eukaryota; Apicomplexa; Aconoidasida; Haemosporida; Plasmodiidae. The transcript has a single exon. The coding region runs from base 1 to 558 and encodes 185 amino acids. The record is from RefSeq and is a predicted model, not a curated record.
AUGAUAUUGAAAAUAUUGCUUUUACUUCUUCUUCUUCGUCUUCACGAUUUUUCAACAAUAUGCUUUUCUUUGAAGAAGCUAUUCUUGAAUUGCACGAGAAAUUCACCUAUCCGAGUGAACAAGGUAAAUUCCAAGACCUUACAAAUGGACACUAACUAUUUCUGCAGUGUAAAAAAGAAAUAUAUAUCACCAGUUAAAAAAUUCAGUUUGAAGGGAAUGAAUGAAGACGAUGAAAAUUCUGAAUCUUUUAAAAAUCAUUUAACAAACACGAACAUAUUUCGAAAUAAAUAUAACUACAUACCUUCAGUAGAUGAAGUCAAAACCGACAUUGAAAAUUUCAAAAAAGAAAAAUCCUUUUAUUUCACAGAACAUAGUAUACUAGAAGUUGUAAGUAUAGAAAAUAAUAUUGUUGUGAUUAACAUUGAAGGAAUGUUUUUUGAAGAUAUCAAUGUAGUAUUUGCAGAAGUUACUAAGUAUUUGCUGAGUAAGCAUUUAGGUAUUCUGGGUGUGCAUCCGUACAAUAUAAAGUCUCUCAAUAUAGGGAAAGGUGAGAUUUAA